AUGCCCAAUUGUGGCGGUGAAACUGUGGCUCAGCAAUUACAGAAGGCUCCAGCUCCAAGCGUUACCUUAGUUAGUGCAGCGCGGCUACACCGAGGCAUCAACACCUUCUCCCCCGAAGGUCGUCUCUUCCAGGUCGAAUACUCUCUCGAGGCCAUCAAGCUCGGCUCCACGGCCAUCGGCGUAGCCACCUCCGAGGGUGUCAUCCUCGGCGUCGAGAAGCGAGUCACCUCGACCCUCCUCGAGACCUCCUCCGUCGAGAAGAUCGUCGAGAUCGACCGCCACAUCGGUUGCGCCAUGUCAGGUCUCCAGGCCGAUGCCCGCUCCAUGGUCGAGCACGCCCGUGUCGAGAGCCAGUCCCACGCCUUCAACUACAACGAGCCCCUCCGUGUCGAGAGCUGCACUCAGGCCAUCUGCGAUCUCGCUCUGCGCUUCGGUGAGGGUGCUGAUGGUGAGGAGACUAUCAUGAGUCGUCCCUUUGGUGUGGCUCUGCUCAUCGCUGGCUUUGAUGAGGAUGGUCCUCAAUUGUUCCACGCAGAGCCCAGUGGUACCUUUUACCGCUACGACGCCAAAGCUAUUGGCUCUGGUUCCGAAGGCGCCCAGGCUGAGCUACAGAACGAAUACCACAAGUCUUUGACGCUCACAGACGCAGAGACCCUUGUUCUCAAGACGUUGAAGCAGGUCAUGGAGGAGAAGCUCGAUGCCAAGAACGUGCAGUUGGCCAGCGUAACCAAGGAGAAGGGCUUCAGAAUAUACACAGAUGAGGAGAUGGCCACAGUCGUGGAGCGACUGCCAGCCAACUAA
Molecule: messenger RNA, 801 nt
Organism: Fusarium subglutinans
Lineage: Eukaryota; Fungi; Ascomycota; Sordariomycetes; Hypocreales; Nectriaceae
Product: proteasome component pup2
Exons: 3
Coding region: 1-801 (266 amino acids)
Biological process (GO): proteasome-mediated ubiquitin-dependent protein catabolic process
Cellular component (GO): nucleus; proteasome core complex; proteasome core complex, alpha-subunit complex
Source: RefSeq, a predicted model, not a curated record